AUGGUUCAAAAAGGCUUCUCAGAUAUACUGGCAGCUGCAGCAGUCAAUCUAGACCCAUAUGAAGAUCUAUACAAGCACUUCCAUGCUCACCCCGAGCUCUCACUGCAAGAAAAAGCCACAUCCGAAAAGAUCGCCGACCAUCUAUCCAAGCUCGGAGCCUACGAAAUCCACACCAACAUCGGAGGCUAUGGCCUGGUAGGCGUUCUACAGAAUGGCCCGGGCAAGACCAUCCUGCUACGCGCCGACAUGGACGCACUCCCAGUCAAGGAAGCCACGGGCCUCCCCUACGCAAGUACAGUGACGAUGGUCGAUGCCGAAGGCAUUGAAAAGCCCGUAAUGCACGCCUGCGGACACGAUAUGCACAUUACCUGUCUUCUUGCGGCGGCGGAAGUCCUGGCCCGCACACAAGAUGCGUGGAGCGGGACGUUGAUUGUGCUCUUCCAGCCGAACGAGGAGCGGGGAGGCGGUGCACAGGCUAUGGUUGACGAUGGGCUUUAUUCGAAGAUUCCCAUGCCGGAUUAUGUCUUUGGUCAGCAUGUGAUGCGGAUGCGCGCCGGAGCUGUUGGUUCGAGACCUGGGACGAUUAUGGCUGCUGCUGAUAGUAUGAAGAUUACGCUAUUUGGACGUGGGGGACAUGGGUCGAUGCCGCAUCAGACGGUGGAUCCUGUUCUUCUUGCUGCGCAUGUUGUUGUGAGACUGCAGGAUAUUGUGAGUCGGGAGGUUGAUCCGAGUGAUCUUGCUGUUUUGACGGUCGGGAGCUUGCAGGCUGGGCAGACGGAGAAUGUGAUUGCGGAUCAGGCUGAGAUUGGGGUUGAUUUCAGGACUGUCAAAUUGGAGACGAGGCAGAAGAUCAUUGCUUCUAUUCGCCGUAUUGUUGAGGCGGAGUGUGUUGCUAGUGGUUCGCCGAAACCACCGGUCUUCACGCCUACGAGGCGGUUCCCGCCUACUUGGAAUGAUCAGCAAGUGGCCUUGCAGCUUGCUGCGUCGUUUAAGGAUCAUUUUGACGAUUUUGAUGGGGAUACUCCCCGGACAAACGUUAGCGAAGAUUUCUCUACGUUGGGUACUUCUCAGGGCCUUCCUUGCUCCUUCUGGUUCAUUGGAGGAAUUGAUCAGGAACUUUGGGAUAAGGCCGAAAGAGGAGAGUCUUCUAAGGAGGAGAUUGCUGGAAACCAUUCCGCUCGCUUUGCGCCUGUAAUCCAACCAACUCUGCAAACUGGUGUGGAUGCCUUGUGUGUUGCCGCGUUGACAUUCUUGAGGAAGUAA
Molecule: messenger RNA, 1263 nt
Organism: Penicillium bovifimosum
Lineage: Eukaryota; Fungi; Ascomycota; Eurotiomycetes; Eurotiales; Aspergillaceae
Product: M20 family metallopeptidase
Exons: 1
Coding region: 1-1263 (420 amino acids)
Molecular function (GO): hydrolase activity
Source: RefSeq, a predicted model, not a curated record